Molecule: messenger RNA, 1583 nt
Organism: Rubroshorea leprosula
Lineage: Eukaryota; Viridiplantae; Streptophyta; Magnoliopsida; Malvales; Dipterocarpaceae
Source: the annotation of a GenBank genome assembly
UCGGAAAAGGUUCUUGAGCUAAGAAUUCCACGUCCCGGAGCCGAUGGCUAGGAUCCCUGGAUUCUAACCCAAGGGCAAGAAAGAAAAAAUAAAUAAAUAAAUAAAACAAACUUGCAGGUUUUUUUUUUUCUUUUAAUGUUAAGCCAAAAUGUGAAAUUCAACGCUCAAGUACGUACUUCAGCUUUGCUGAUUGUAGAAGCAUUCGUUGGAUGCCGGAAUUCAAUCCGCGGAGAAAAAGAACAAUGGAUUAUUUGGGAAUUGAUUUCAGCUGCGCCAUCGGAUCUCUACGACACGGCAAGUUCCCGGAGAAAGACUGCUUACUUCCCCUCAUCUCCAAACUCCUCGGCUAUUGCAUCGUCGCCGCGUCCACCACCGUCAAACUCCCCCAGAUCCUAAAGAUUUUGAAGCAUAGAAGUGUUAGAGGACUCAGUGUUGUGGCCUUUGAGCUUGAAGUGGUUGGUUAUACCAUUGCCUUGGCAUAUUGCCUUCACAAAGGACUGCCCUUUUCAGCAUAUGGGGAAUUGGCAUUUCUUUUUAUCCAAGCUAUAAUUUUAGUUGCUAUAAUCUACUAUUUUUCUCAAGAUGUGGGUACCAUGACAUGGAUCAGGACAUUACUAUUUUGUGCUGUGGCACCAACUGUAUUAGCUGGUCAAAUUGAUCCUGUCCUUUUUGAAGCUCUAUAUGCAUCCCAACAUGCGAUUUUUUUCUUGGCCAAGGUUCCUCAAAUAUGGGAAAACUUUAAAAGCAAAAGCACAGGGGAGCUUAGCUUCUUAACAUUCUUCAUAAAUUUCGGUGGUGCUAUGGUGAGAGUUUUCACCAGCAUCCAGGAAAAGGCACCAACAAGUGUUACAUUGGGCUCUGUACUUAGUGUUUUGACAAACGGCACAAUCCUGAGUCAAAUUAUCAUAUACCAAAGGCCGUGUGCCCAGAAGGAAAAGAAAGAGGAUUAAACACAAACUAGAAGUCAUCUCUGGAUAGCUAAAGUCUCAUUCUUAGCACAAUAUUCAGAUGCUGCAGCUGGUGAGCAAGUGUGGCAAAACAGUAUAUGUUUGUAUUCAGUUCCUCGAUGUUUCAAUGGGAUAGCAUUAGCAGUAGUCACGAUACAGAAAGGAUACCUGACACUCUUAAUUUAAUGUUUCAUGAUGCAGAUUAGGGUUGAGAGAAAGCAAUUAAAUAGCUCAAGAUUGUCUGUUCGAUAUUCCUUUUUAAUAUAUAUGUUUCAUUCACUUGUAUUUUCGUGUCAGUCUGAUCUUUUGAAUUGCAUUAUCAUAAUCUGGUGAUCUCUUAAGAAGGCACUCAAGAAUUAAGAUAUUCUGGAUAAUUGAAGUGUCUUCUUUGUACUGACGGUUCUUGUAUUCCUUCGGGAUACGGGGGUGAUUGCAUCGCCAAAAUCUUAUGGCCGGAGCUGGCGAUGAACCAAGAUGAUCCCUGCAACUCCAGACAUACCAAAAUAUAAAUGAAAAUCACUUUGUUUUCGAUCCUUUUGAUCCAUCUUGGCUUGGUUUGGGAAGGUGCAGACUACAGAGUAAGUGGCUCGUGAUCAUUGAGCUAGGCUUUGUUCAGAAUAGAGAAAGAAUGUGCAU